AUGGAUGUUCCUUUGAAUGAAAGGCCUCCCACUGGUCUCGGGCUUCGUCAACGAAUGGGCAUGGGAUCAACUGGUGGAAGUGUGUUGGUACAACCUUCGCAACGACAGAAUAACACAGUGAUGGGAGGAUCUGCUAAUCCGAUGGCUCAAAGCAACCUUAGUGCAAAUAAUACGUUGUUAGUGGGGACGAAUAAUGCAAACAACACGACAUACAACAACAAUCAACAGGUAGGAAUUAUAGGAUCUCUACUGAAUCAAUUCGGAAGUGGACUGUGUGGGAUGAUUACUGCAGUUGGAGGAUGUUUUAAUGGUUGUGCUGGAUCGGUUUUUAGCGGAUUUAAUGGAAUGUCAACCAAUUUAUCUGGAUAUAUUCCCAAUUUAACCAUGUUGCAAUUUCGAUUGUUGAAUUUAUUGUCACCAACGUACAACUCAAAUGCCAACAAUCCUUUUGAAAAAUAUAAUGAUUUGCUAAUAAUGAAAAGCAAUUCUUCAACAGUUCAGUAUUAUUCUAGAGACUCCAUGGAUAACUUGAAAAUUAAGGUUACCAUACGAAGAACGAAUAUGGUGAUCGGAAAAAAGACAUUGAAAGAAAGAAAAGAGCAAAACGAAGGAUCACUUGAGUCCAACCUAGAGGAAGACGACGAAGAUACAGAAUAUAAAAACCAUGUGACAGUAUUUCAAUGGCAACAGAAAGUAUUCAGUCCAAGAGAAAUUGUAGUUUAUAACGACAUGAAAUUUCCAAACACUACUCUGGAUGGUUUUUAUAAACGAGAAGUGGACGCCUUAAUUGAAAUGUUGGGAAAAGAGAAGUUAUCAAUUGAUUUAUUACCAUACAUACAGGACGAUUUAGAUACUGAACAAAUGAUGGAAAUGUUUGAUUACAAAAGAGACAAGUCAUUUUCACACAAUGAAGAGCAAGGUAUCACACAGCAGCAACAUGCAGAACAAAAAACAAGGCCCCAUAGAAAGAAGUUUGGAACUGACGGGAUUUCAGACUUGUUGCAACACAAAUUGUUCACAUACACAGAUAUUGACGAUUUUUAUACAAACCAAAUCCAUACCUCCAUUCCAUGCGCUUCCAAUGAGCAGUAUCCAAUAUCAAAAAAGAGAGAUCCAACCCCUCAGCAGUCAAAAUGCCAAACCAUGUACAUAAUGGCUAGUGUUGGAGGAAUGGACAAGGGUAUUUGGAAGGGAAAAGAAUAUCCUAUUUGUAUUAUACAAGCUCUUCCAGAUGGUAGUUUUCUAAUGAAGCCAGGUUUUUCGUUGAAACCUCAAGAUGGGGAGAAAGAGGAACCAAUGAGUGAAUUUCUGAAACGAUACCAAAAUGAAAUUGGAGAUAUUGAUUUUCUAAAUAGAAAUAAGGAAAACAGAUAUAUUUUCAGGACAGAGGAUGGAGCUGUUUAUGAAUAUACCAUUUCUCUUUAUAACGAUUACAAGAAGGAUAACAAAAUCGAUGAAACCAGAAAGCGCAUUUUGAAACAAUUACACGAGAAGUCACUACAAAUGAAACGUAAUUUAGUAGGAAUGGAAUUUAACGACACUCCAAAAAAUUACAAUUUUAGGUUGUCAAUAUCAGGAACUAUUCUUUCAGGAAGAGAUUUUGAAGCAGACAGGUAUUUUGUGAGGUAUUACUUUGAUCUUCCUUCCAAGUAUUCAUUAGAAAAUCCCAUGUCUCAAAAAUUGGUUUCUUCAACACAAAUGGGGGUGGCUUCGGAAAUGUGGAACGAAUUUGAGAAUUAUUUCGAAACUCAUUUUGCAUUUCCAUUUCACUUUGAUUGCCUCUGUGACAAGAUUUCACCUACUCCUAAACUAUUUUUCCAAGUCACAUCCAAGGAUUCAUGGGAUAGAUUUAGGGUGGAGGGUUAUGGAUUUGUAUCGAUACCUUCCACUCCUGGCUAUCACAAAUUAACAGUUCAGACAUGGAAACCUGCAGGUUCAAUUCGCAAUAAUCUUCGAAGCAGAUUUGUUGGAGGUUCUACUGAAUUAAGAGAUCUUUCUUAUACUGCCAUACCGAACGGAUUCGAUCAACACUUCCUCAAUAAGUUUGGAUUUUGCACAGAGACCAGUGGCUCUAUCACCCUUUCACUCAAUAUUAUUCUUCAUGGGCUCGAAGAAUAA
Messenger RNA from Naegleria lovaniensis, 2118 nucleotides. RefSeq lists its product as uncharacterized. The transcript has 2 exons. Lineage: Eukaryota; Heterolobosea; Eutetramitea; Acrasida; Naegleriidae. Bases 1 to 2118 code for a protein of 705 amino acids. Gene Ontology annotation, biological process: cilium assembly. The record is from RefSeq and is a predicted model, not a curated record. Gene Ontology annotation, cellular component: MKS complex.